This is a messenger RNA of Aspergillus sclerotioniger CBS 115572, 2691 nucleotides long. Its product is annotated as VIT and vWA domain-containing protein. The coding region runs from base 1 to 2691 and encodes 896 amino acids. The record is from RefSeq and is a predicted model, not a curated record. Lineage: Eukaryota; Fungi; Ascomycota; Eurotiomycetes; Eurotiales; Aspergillaceae. The transcript is spliced from 5 exons.
AUGGACGCGAUCGAUCGAUUUCAGUCCGGCCUCUUCGUCCAGUCCCUGCAGCCGCAAAAGCAGCCACUUCCUAAUCAGGGGCCAGAGCAUGGCAAUCUGAAGGAAGUUCCGCUUCCGUUGCUCGGCGUCUCGGUCGAUGUCGACAUCCAAGGCCGAUUCUCCACCACCAAGAUCACGCAGUGCUUUACCAAUGCUUCGUCUUCAGCUGCACGAGAUGCUCAUUAUCUGUUUCCGCUAUACGAUGGCUCGGUCAUCACAUCCUUUCGCUGCUGGCUAGGUGACCGACUUCUCGAAGGUUCCGUCAAGCCCAGGGAGGUGGCACAGGAGAACUAUAAAGAAGCAGUCUCGCAGCAUAAGGCUGCAGUCUUGAUUGGAGAGGCCACGCCGGAGAUCUUUGAAUUGAAUGUUGGGAAUAUCCCCGCCAAAACGACGGUGCGGGUAGAAAUAGUGUACACAAAUGUUCUAAAGCUAGACAACAGCACAGGUGGGUUGGUGCUAACCAUCCCAACCUCUGUCGCUCCACGCUACGGGCACUCGCCAGUGACGUACUAUCACUCAGAUGGCACAAACCGGACGCUGUCUACGGAUGGUCUUAAAAUCAAUAUCCAGGCAUUAUUCCCGGCGCCAAUUCGCAGAAUGGAGUCUCGUACACAUCCAAUAUCGGUCGAGCUUGGAGCGGUCACUCACCAAAGCUUCCAAGAGUUUGCAAAGAGUUCCACAUCAAAUGAAUAUAACCUAUGUAGCGCACGAGCUAGUUUGGCAGACAGGUCCGCGGCUAUGGACAGGGAUUUUGUGGUUUUGAUCUUGUCUGUCUCCCCGGAACUGACGCGAUCCCAAGCAAUAGCGGAAGCCCAGCCUGACAGCCCUCACCAUACUACGGUGGCCGUUACACUUAUACCCGGUACCAUGUUUAUGGAUGACCUGAGUCCGACCGAUUCAGCUGCCGAGAUUAUUUUCAUAACGGAUCAAUCAGGCUCAAUGGAUUCGAAGGUCUCCGCAUUGCGUGACGUUAUGGAUACAUUUUUGCGAAGUUUACCGCAGAACUGCUCUUUCAACCUCUGCUCAUUUGGUUCAUCCUAUAGCUGGCUCUGGCCUGUCUCUAAAGAUUACAGUCAGGAUACCCUGGAUUCUGCUCUGCAGCACAUCGAAUCUUUUGGUGCCGACAUGGGAGGAACGGAGAUUCUUGAGACGCUGAAGAGUGUGCUUGAUCAUACCGAUACUGGCAAGCAUGUUCCAACAAACGUUAUACUCCUUACAGACGGAGAAGUCUGGAACGUUGAUGAAGUAGUAAAGUUUGUCAGAACUACGUCGUUGCUGCCAGACCGAAAUAUUCGAUUCUUUUCGCUUGGUAUUGGUGAUAGGGGAAUUGGGAUACAAGGAGGUGGGUAUGCUGGAGUAGUCGCUCAGUCUCUGGGUAAUAACUGGCAAGGAAGAGUCAUUCAGAUGCUGAAGGCAGCAUUGGUCCCAUCACGCCUUCGAUGUGAAGUUGACCUCGGCCCUCAAUUUACCGGCCGAAUACCCGGGAGUGACCAGCAUAAUCAGGACCGAAGAAUUCCCUAUGUUAGGGCACCAUAUCAUAUUCCACCAUUAAGCAUUUUUGCUCAGUUUUCAGUCUACUUUAUGAUAGAAACCAACGUCACACAUCUGCCUGAGAUGAUCACCGUCAGUGCAACAACCGAUGAAGGAAAAAGGUUCAGUAGACAGUUGCCGCUGCAGCACUGUUUGGGGAUGACAGGAAAACAUCAUUUGGCUGCACGGGCUCUGAUGAAUGACUAUGAGAGUUGCCAGAGCUGGUUGCAUCUUGCUAAUGUGAACUCCAUACCAAAUGCUGCUCAUGCUGUCGAGGCCAUGGUAAAACAGGAAGCACAACAACUAGGCCAGCAUUGGUCCCUUAUUAGCAAAUGGACAAGCUAUGUUGCUAUAGAGCGGAAAGGUGCAGAAAUGCAGCAGAUCUUCAUUCGCAGGGCUGGCAUAAUGGAAGCUUCAGACCUGGUGAGACCAAGACCAAGGGUGUGGGCAUCUAGACCAUUGCGACACAUGCUUCCACCUGCCUGGGCAAGAGACUCUUACCGACCAAGGUGUCAAGCGCGUCUAGGAACCGGUCCGAACAGGUCGAUAAAAAACCCCAAUGUAUCACAGAGAGUAUCCCAUAGAUCUGAUCCAUCAUACGCCCCGCCUAUCCCUGCUAAACUGGAAAGCGAGGAGAUAGAUCGACCGGAAACUCACUGUGAGGGAAUGCCUUCUCCAAUCGAUAUCCUGACAAACGAAACAGUGUCUGUGCAACUUAAAUCAAAUUGUCUUUUCCAUAUUCUCUUACGCGGGCAGAAGGCUGAUGGACGUCACUUGCACGCAUGGUUCUUUGGGAUAGUCGUGCAAGACUUGAUGGAUAACCUGCCAUCAUCGAGCCAACCCAAAAGCUUUCAGGAGCGUGAAAAGAGACCCAUCGCUCUGAUGCAGGAUGUACUCGCGAUUGUGUAUAUUACAGAGCAUCAUUCAUCAGAAAAGAACCUGUGGGAGCUCCAGAUCGAGAAGGCACGACGUUGGCUCAUCAAAGUAUUGGCAGAACUCAUUGCACUAGAGAGGCCUGUACCAGCCGACGAAGAUUCAGGAGAUUUAGCCACGGAGGAUUUACUUGCAAAGCUCGAAAACUUGGCUCGCUCACAGUUGAGGGAAAUGCCUGUUUAUAGGUAG